GACGGUAGGAUUUGAUGCGGAGAGUCAGUACGCCUUCGGCAGGAAUUAGACUGCGCUGCAGGAAUAUCCGCGAGUUUCCCAAGACAACCUGCUGACAAGACAAUGCAUUUCAGCCCUCCUGUCAGCAGAGACAGGAUCAUAUCCACAUUUCCAAAGUGUUAUAAUCCACAAGCCUGCCUACAGAUGAAAGAUGAUUGGAAUACAAAAGCCAAGAUGGCUUGCCAAGACCGGGCAGCACAUCAGCAAGGGUUUGACAGGCUUAAGAUGUCAAAAGCAGUAGUGGUUGGAGAUCUCAAUGUGGGAAAGACAUGUUUAAUAAACAGGUUCUGUAAAGAUGUGUUUGAGAGAGACUACAAGGCUACUAUAGGUGUUGACUUUGAGAUUGAGAGAUUUGAGAUAUCUGGGCUGCCCUGUUCUCUUCAAAUAUGGGACACUGCUGGUCAGGAAAAGUUCAAAUGCAUUGCAUCAGCAUAUUACAGAGGAGCUCAAGUUAUUAUUACUGUCUUCGACAUGGCGGAUAUCAAGAGCUUGGAACAAACACAACAGUGGUUAAAAGAGGCACUGCAGGAAAAUGAACCAGACUCCUGUUUUGUUUUCAUGGUUGGCACAAAAAGAGACCUCCUGUCUGCAGAAGAGUGCCAGAGAACAGAGAGCGAUGCCAUAAAGAUUGCAGCAGAAAUGAACGCGGAGUUCUGGUCGGUGUCCUCAAAAACAGGGGAAAACAUCCAGGAGUUUUUCUUUCGUGUGGCAGCUUUGGCCUUUGAAGAUGCCAUUCUGAAGGACCUGGAGACAGAAAUCAGCACCACUCAGAUUGGAGAUGGAAGUAUUCUUGAUGAUAAAGCACUGGAAGAUGCACAAGAAAAACCAAAGAAGAAGUCCUGUUGUUGACCCUCAGUGGUUUAAGAAGAAGAACUAACCAAUUUGUAUUACAGGACAGAAUAAAUAUUUAACCUAGUAGAAAACAAAGUGUUUUUGGUUGACAUAACCAACCUCUGAGUUGGUGCAUCACUAAUGUACUCUCUGAGAGGGACCACCUUAUCAGAACACACAUAAAAAUAAGGGACUGACAUCCGAGAUGAUUUCAAACAUUUGAUAUGUACUGUAGUAUUAACGUCAGUAUUUUGUACUGAGCAUAAACUGCCAUUUAAUAAUUGCAUUGUGUUUUUCCUUUUUUAUUUUUUUAUCUUCCUUUGGCAGACGAAAUAAACAUACAUUAUA
Molecule: messenger RNA, 1218 nt
Organism: Sinocyclocheilus anshuiensis
Lineage: Eukaryota; Metazoa; Chordata; Actinopteri; Cypriniformes; Cyprinidae
Gene: rab36
Product: RAB36, member RAS oncogene family
Exons: 11
Coding region: 103-888 (261 amino acids)
Molecular function (GO): GTP binding; GTPase activity
Source: RefSeq, a predicted model, not a curated record